CAGUGGUGUUAGGAAUGAGUUUAAAACACAAAAACUUUCAAAGUUGUUUGAGAGGUUUACAUUAUGAAACUGUUUUUUUAGUUUUAGCUCCAAUUUUAUUUACGUAACGUUCGUUUAUUUUAAGUGAACAGCAGAUUCUCGGACUUAAUAAUUUGCAUACCAUUAAAAGUGUAUUUUAGACAGUGCGAAUGAUUUUUACUAUUAUGUGUUUACUUACCUACGCAUUUAAUAGUUCAUUACGAUUAGAAGCUCGGUCGUGCUUAUCAAAAAUGGAAAACGCAUAUUUAAGUCUGUCUGAUGUUUUACAAGUUCCAGCAGAAGGUUGAGCAUGCAAUCGGAUCAGUAUUUGAAAAAUAUGGUCGUUUUAUCGCCAGACAUCCUCUUAAGGUUAUUUUAGUGGUAGUCUUCAUUGAUGUGGGUUUGGGAUUUGGGCUUCUUCGCCUACAAACAGAAUCUGGAAUCGAACAGUACACUCCAACAGAUAGUACUGCUAGCAAAAAUAGAGACCAGAUUCGCAAUAUGUUCAACGUUAAUACCAGUGAAAACUUCUACCUACAAAGUCUGCCUGAUUUAGGAUAUUAUGCAUCUGUCAUCAUUGAACGAAAAGAUGGUGGAAAUGUUCUAGAUUUUUCUCUGUGGGGUGAUAUAUCUGAAAUUUAUUCCCUAGUUCAUAACAUAACAGCGUACGACACCUCCGCUGGGUCAUUCACAUACACCGACAUUUGUGCAAAAAGAUUUUCAGCCUGCGUCGUAGAAGGAGAUUUGAUUUUCAGCGCUGCAUUUUUAGGAGAUAUGACCUUAGGAUCGAUAACAUAUCCAACGUAUACCUACCUUGGACAAACAGUUUACAUCAACAGAAUCAUUGGUGGAGCUAAUGCUACAAACAACGUGACAAAUUAUGCGAAGGCGCUCAAGCUUACCUUUAACCUUGACAGUGAAAGAAGCAGUUUAUCAAGAAAUUGGGAACUAGCUUUCAUUGAAAAAAUUGUUACUUAUUCUAACAAUAUACUGAAAGUUAAAUAUGCAUAUUCAGACAGUCUCAAUGUGGAAUUGAGUAAAAACGUCACAGGAGAUAUUAUUUUUUUCUCCGUUACUUUUACACUUAUGAUUAUAUUUUCGAGUCUUGCAUUAAUGAGUAACAACUGUGUAGCCAACAGAUAUAACCUCAGUUUUGCUGGCAUAUUAGGUACUGGAAUGGCGAUUGUUGGAUCAUUUGGGCUUGUGAGUUUAUGCGGUGCAAAAUUUGUUGAUAUUGUGGGUGCAAUGCCGUUUUUGAUUCUAGGAAUUGGAGUAGAUGAUAUGUUCAUCCUUUUAUCUGGUCUUGCGGAUACAUCUGCCAAAGAUACGGUCGAGACACGUAUAGGUCAAACAAUGAGAACCAGUGGCAUAUCCAUAACAAUAACUUCCAUUACGGAUGUCAUUGCCUUCUGUGCUGGUGCUGCGUCUGUUUUUCCUAGCGUCAGAAAUUUCUCUUGGUAUACAGGAUGUGCCAUUCUUUUCUGUUAUCUGAAUUACGUUACCUAUUAUAUCGGAUGUAUGACAAUCAAUGAAAAACGUGUGUCUAACAAUCUUCAUUUCUGGACAUGUCUACCAACAAAGUCGAAAUCAGAAAUGGAAAAAGAUGGCAAACCAAAAUGUAAAAUAUUUUGCUGCGCCGGUGCACCUCACAAAUCUAGAGACGAAAUAGAAGGACCGAUUGAGAAAUAUCCCAAAGCAGUUGUAAAGCGAGUAGUUCUGUUCAAACCGACUCAAAUUGUCAUUUGUGUCUUCUUUGCUUUAUACCUUGGCAUUUCAAUUUGGGGUACCACGGAUUUUAAAGAAGGUUUAGAUAUAAGAGAUCUAGUAGGGUCUGGCUCUUAUUAUUACGACUUCUAUGAUACAGACCAAAAUUUGUUCAGUCAAAGUCUUAUUGUUUCCCUGAAUUUUGAAUCUGGUAUAGACUAUCGAAUAGAUUCUACAGUCAGCCAAAUCAAUUCAUUAGUAACAAAUGUACAAAAAGUUCAGCAAGUUUCAAAUGACUUUUUACUAUCCUGGAUACAUGCAUAUAGAUCGUCUGCUUUAUACAACAACUCCACUGCUGCUGCGUUUAUUGGUGGUCUCCAAUCUUUCCUGUCUUUGUCAACAGGUGAAGUUUUUGUCAAUGAUGUAAUAUUUGAUGCAUCAAAUACUAUAGUAGCUUCAAGAAUACAUAUCCUUACUGAAAGUAUAACAUCCUCAAGCAAACAGGCUGAUUUAAUGACAAAAAUAAGAGACUCAGUUGAUUCAUCUUCCCUUCCUGUGUUUGCAUAUGCACCCGGAUUUAUCUUUUUCGAGCAAUAUGUUCAAAUAUUCCCACAAACAAUCCAGACGCUUGCUAUUUGUGUAGGAGUUGUAUUUUUGGUGACGGCAAUUUUUAUGCCAUUGCCUUUAAUGAUACUUUUAGUAACGAUAACAGUUAUAAUGAUUAUGCUCGGUGUUAUUGGGUUCAUUCAGUUCUGGGGUUUAACCCUCAGUUCUGUUACCAUGAUAAAUAUUAUAAUGUGUGUUGGUUUCUGCAUUGAUUUUAGUACUCAUAUUUGCCAUGCAUUUGUUCAGGCAGAGGGCACGAGAAAUGUUCGUGUUUCCAAGGCUUUAGAUAUGGCAGGGGGUCCAAUUUUCAAUGGAGCAAUAUCGACAAUUAUCGGGGUCUUGAUGCUUGCAUUUUCAUCAUCCUUUAUAUUCUUUUCCUUUUUCAAAGUAAUGUUUUUGGUUAUGAUUUUCGGUUUGAUUCAUUCGGUCUUUCUUCUUCCCGUUAUUUUAGCAUACAUAGGUCCUCAGUAUAAGAAUUCCGAAAAUGAUACAUUUGAGGGGAAGGAAAUCACAUUUAACAAUAAAGCAUAUACGUCUAGACAAACAGGACCAGAACCACUUCCGGAUUAUCCAGGGUCAGAAUAAAAAUUACCUUGUGGAUACUUUGUGGUUUCAGAUCAUCCCGACUAGAAGACAAACCAAUAUUAUCUGGACUUUUACCACGCAGCAAUUUUAUCAUUUGUUUUCAGAAAGGCAAAAAUAACUUAUAUUUUAACACAGUACAUGUACAUUACUUCCUGUGUAUAUAAUAUAUAUAUAUGGUUGUUAUGUUAAAAUGUGAAUUGUCUCGGCAACAUUUACCAGUCGUCGUUGGGUUUACUGAGGUACUGACCACUGAUUUCAUCUACAUAACAUAAUAUAUUAGAAUGGUCCGCUAAUCCUUACUUUUUAAUGAGUAAAAAAAACAUUAUGAUAAAUAUGACAGAUAACAAUAAUACAAAGGUGUUUCAUAAAACAAUGACGCUGAAUUUACUGAAUAUAAAAAAAUUGAGAGUAAAAUUUGUUUUACAGAACAUUAUUUUUUUCAAUUAAAAUCACAAUCAAAUUGCCGUUCAUCUAUAUAUCAUUUCAUUGAUCUUGAACCUAUAUAUAAUAGAUAUAACUUCUGUUUACACCUGGCUUACACAAAAAACGAUGUGUUCUUGGUCUGAAAUUUAGCCAAAUAAUGUUAGUUCAGCAGAUUUGCAUUAACAAAUUCCUCAGCGGAUUCGAACCCCUGCUUUGUUGACAUCGAGGCACCACCGCCUGCAGUGUGUCCAGUGCCGAAUAUAUAUUAUAUAUACAUUUUGUUCUUCCCUCAGCGGGAUUCGAGCUUUUGCAGAUAUAACAUUAUUCGGCUAAUUUUGAAACGAGGUUAAUAUACAAAUAUGUUGUUAGCCCUGUAUAACCACAGGUUAUCCGAUGGAGAACGUCUGCCGUAAAGUUAUUACAGAGUUAGAUGUACAUAUAUAUAUAUAUAAAUAAAAAGGCUUUCUUCAGCAAUGUUCAGAAUUGUUUAUUUUUAUUAAAAUUAACUUCAAAAUAAACCCAAAUGUUAAAAGGGUGUCGCUUUUAUCCUGCGGGACUUCACCAAGACGUUAUUUAGGGUUUUUAUAGUAACACGAUUCUGUGCAAAAAAAUGUAAAAUGUAUCACAAUGUAUUUUAUUUCUGCAAUGUAAUAAAAUGUUAACAAUUAAAA
Messenger RNA from Mytilus californianus (California mussel), 4007 nucleotides. Its product is annotated as patched domain-containing protein 3-like. NCBI's taxonomy places the organism in Eukaryota, Metazoa, Mollusca, Bivalvia, Mytilida, Mytilidae. Gene Ontology annotation, cellular component: membrane. Bases 298 to 2913 code for a protein of 871 amino acids. The record is from RefSeq and is a predicted model, not a curated record. The transcript is spliced from 5 exons.